Talaromyces rugulosus is the source of this 2040-nucleotide messenger RNA. RefSeq lists its product as uncharacterized. Bases 1 to 2040 code for a protein of 679 amino acids. Gene Ontology annotation, biological process: triglyceride biosynthetic process. Gene Ontology annotation, molecular function: diacylglycerol O-acyltransferase activity. Gene Ontology annotation, cellular component: endoplasmic reticulum membrane. The transcript has 9 exons. Lineage: Eukaryota; Fungi; Ascomycota; Eurotiomycetes; Eurotiales; Trichocomaceae. The record is from RefSeq and is a predicted model, not a curated record.
AUGGCGAGUACGAGUCUCACAGAGGCAGCCGUCAGUACGGGCAUCGAUAUGCCUGCCCUUGACAACAAAAUCCCUAGUUCGUCCAAGAUUACGCAAUCAUCGAAAGAACCCAAAGAACAUACAACAACUGCGCUUAAAAGGCCUGGGAGGAGUAAAUACCGCCAUAUUGCGGCGUACCACUCAGAGUCGCGCAACUCGUGUCUCAGCAGAGACUCCACAUGGAAUCCGAGCUUCAUCGGCUUUCGCAACUUGAUGGUUAUAGUUCUGAUUGUGAUGAACCUUCGACUGGUUGUUGAGAAUUUCAUGAAGUAUGGUGUCCUCAUCUGUAUCAAAUGCCACGACUUUCGAAAAAACGAUUUAAUACUUGGGUCUAUGCUGUUCGCCCUCGUCCCGUGCCAUCUCUUCGUGGCGUAUAUAAUCGAACUCGCUGCUGCACAGCAAACUAGGGGUGCAGUAGGCCGCACAAAAAAGAAGGAUGAUGUUGCAGCGGAGGCGGAGAGAGAACAAAAAGCGUUUCAGUCGACCUGGCGCCUCAUUGCUUUUGCGCAUACUAUCAAUGCCACUCUCUGUCUUGUCGUGACCAACUUUGUUGUGUACUAUUAUAUCCACCACCCUGGCAUCGGUACAAUUUGCGAGUUGCACGGCAUUAUCGUGUGGCUCAAGAACUGCUCCUACGCCUUCACCAACCGUGAUCUUCGACACUCUAUGCUCCACCCGUCCGAGCAAUCGAAAAUCCCCGAUAUAUAUUCCGCAUGUCCGUACCCACAGAAUAUCACAGUUGGAAAUCUGACCUAUUUCUGGCUGGCACCUACUUUGGUCUAUCAACCAGUUUAUCCCCGAACUCCGCGUAUUCGAUGGGGAUUUGUGGGGAAACGCCUUGUCGAGUUUGUAGUGUUGUCGGUCUUUAUUUGGCUCACAUCAGCGCAGUAUGCUGCCCCCGUGCUGCAAAAUUCUCUCGACAAAAUUGCGGUGUUGGACUUUACAUCCAUUGUUGAGCGAAUCAUGAAGCUUUCGACCAUUUCGUUGAUUAUCUGGCUCGCGGGCUUCUUCGCUCUCUUCCAAGCUCUCCUGAAUGCAUUGGCAGAAGUAAUGCGUUUUGGUGACCGCGAGUUUUACUCGGAUUGGUGGAACAGCUGGAGCCUUGGCAUGUACUGGCGAUCCUGGAAUAAGCCGGUGUACUUGUUCAUGAAGAGACACAUCUUUUCUCCGCUGGUCGGGAGAGGUUGGAGCCCUUUUGCGGCUAGCAUCAUGGUGUUCUUGUUCUCGGCCAUCCUCCACGAACUGCUAGUAGGCAUUCCUACUCACAAUCUAAUUGGGGUGGCCUUUGCCGGGAUGAUGCUCCAGCUCCCGCUCAUCACCGUCACUUUGCCAUUGGAGAAGAUGGAUGAUCCGACAACUAGAAUUUUUGGAAACACUGUGUUCUGGGUGAGCUUCUGUCUAGUCGGGCAGCCACUCGGCGCUUUGCUAUACUUUUUCGCCUGGCAGGCCAAAUACGGCAGUGUCAGCAAGAUGGGAGCUUCGUCGCGUCAUAGGCAGGUGCAAUCAUCUCUCUCUACAACAUCGACGGCCAUCGAAGGCCAUGCCAUGGCUACCAUCACUAUCCCGGAAAACUAUGGUGUUGUUAUCGGCGUCGCUCUCGGUGCCAUCCCUCUCCUCUCCUGGAUCCAGGGAAACAUCGUGGGCAGCCUUCGCAAGGACGCCGCCGUUCCUUAUCCACACCAUUACGCGACUCCCGAGCAAUGCAAGGCAAAUCCCAAGGCCCAGAAGUUCAACUGCGCCCAGCGCGCUCACGGUAACUUGAUGGAGAACAUGUCGCAGACGAUCCUCUACAUCCUCAUCGCCGGUCUGAAGUGGCCGCAGGCGUCGGCUGCCAUUGGAAGCGCCUGGGUGCUUUCGCGCAUUGUCUAUACCUACGGAUACAUCUACUCAACCAAGGCUCGAGGAGCUGGGCGCCUUUAUGGAUCAACGUUCUGGCUGUGCCAGGCUACUCUUUGGGGCAUGACUGUUUUUGGAGUUGGUCGGGAAUUGUUGAGUUUUUAA